This is a messenger RNA of Aspergillus luchuensis, 315 nucleotides long. RefSeq lists its product as uncharacterized. The record is from RefSeq and is a predicted model, not a curated record. Bases 1 to 315 code for a protein of 104 amino acids. NCBI's taxonomy places the organism in Eukaryota, Fungi, Ascomycota, Eurotiomycetes, Eurotiales, Aspergillaceae. The transcript has a single exon.
AUGCCCUCUCAGCCUCCUCUGCUGUCACAUCCCUCCCUCCCCUUCCACUCCCCCCUAGCAAUUAUCUCGCACCCCACCUGCUUGCUUUGCUUUGCUUUGCUUUGCUUUGCUUGCUUUGCUCCAAGUAGCUGCCAUUCAUCAUCUACUUACCCCUCCCCCUCCUUUUCAUUUUUCUUUCUCUCUGUUCUGCAGCCUGCUACUUAUCUAUUAGUCAGGUCUCAUAUCACUAUCAAGACCCCCUCCUCGUCUCUCUUCUUCUUAUUCUCCUUCUUCUUUCCCCCUCCAUUCCUCUUCUUCUCUGUUCCUUCCCUCUGA